AUGUUUUUAGUAAAUUGUUUAAAAAAGAUUAUAACUCCAGUGCCUAAUUGCCAGCACUAUUAAAGAAAUUGUGAUAAGAAAGCUCCUUGCUGUGGUAAGUUUUACCCUUGCAGGCUUUGUCACGACUCGGAUUAGAAGGGAUCAAUUUCUGAUAGAUGCAAUACAGAAAUCAUGGAUCGAUACAAUGUCACCGUAAUAAGAUGUCGUAAAUGCUUAUGUGAACAACCCCCAACUAAUAAGUGUAUAUAAUGCGGAAUAAAAUUUGCUAAAUAUUUUUGUUCCAUUUGUAAAUUAUAUGAUGACGAUCCUAAUAAAGACAUUUAUCAUUGUGAUUAAUGUAAUAUGUGCAGAAAAGUAAUUAUUAUAUACUAAUUUAGGGAGUUAAAGAGAACAAUUUUCAUUGUAAUACAUGCGGCAUCUGCUUAUCUAAAUCAAUAUAAAAUUCACAUAAAUGUUUAAAUCAAGCAGCCGAGAACGAUUGCCCUAUUUGUUUGUAAAAUUUAAAGGCUUCUACAAGUUAUAUUAUGUAAUUACCUAAUUGCGCGCACUUCAUUCAUUCAAAAUGCUUCAAUUAACUAAUUUAGUCCAAUUAAAGAAAUUGCCCAAUUUGUAGCAUUCCUAUAUUUGUAAAUAUUAGAUAUAUUAAAGAAAAUGUCUGUAAAUGAGAUUGAAUAGUAUGAUAAAUUAGCCGAAGAUGCAAAAAAAUUAUUAUCUCCUCAAGCCUAGAUGUUAAAAGUGUAAAUCAAAUGCUUGGAUUGUAGAGAAAUUUCGAAGGAUAUCACUUCUAACUACUAUCUAAAAUGCAAUCACUGUGGAUCAUACAAUACAAAAUAAUGA
Paramecium octaurelia is the source of this 837-nucleotide messenger RNA. The record is from the annotation of a GenBank genome assembly. NCBI's taxonomy places the organism in Eukaryota, Ciliophora, Oligohymenophorea, Peniculida, Parameciidae.